Molecule: messenger RNA, 1938 nt
Organism: Ciona intestinalis (vase tunicate)
Lineage: Eukaryota; Metazoa; Chordata; Ascidiacea; Phlebobranchia; Cionidae
Source: RefSeq, a predicted model, not a curated record
GCCUAUUCUGUAUUAUAGCCUACACCUCGCGUGGCUGAUAAUUUGGAUCACCCAUUAGUGACCAAUGGAUUAGAGCAGUUGCCGUUAACUGUUUUGCCCAAAGACACAUACGCUCACAAUGUUAGCAGCUAGAGUCUUGAAGCCAUUACCUCUGGGUUAGAGGCAGGCGCGCUUGGUAAUUAUUAUGUUGCAUCUCGUGCUGCAUGCUUCUUUGGAUUAUGCGCUCUCUCCGACGUGUUUGACUCUCUCGGCGUUGUUAUGAGAGAGCAGUUCAAAUCACUUACAGCUCAGUAAAUGAUGAGAAUCUAUAAGAGUUUCCCAGUGAUCUGCAUAAUCAUAUUUAUCAUUAUGUUUACUUAUUAUAACAUCAGAACGUUGGAGUAUGCACUUUUCAGAACCAUAGAAGUGCUCACCGUCCACGAAAAUUAUAACGUCGGAGUUAUUGGCCAUGCGCCUCCACAGGAGGAAUCCGAAAGACUUUGGGAAUUUGUUCACAAACUUCAGUAUCAAUGUAAAAAAUCCGCUCGAAUUGGUGGAAAUAGCCAUAAUGGAGACGGAAGUUACGAAAUCUGUUUUGAAGAUAAGUAUUGGCCUCUUCAGUCAAGCUCGUCGCAUAAAUGUCUCGUCUAUUCGUUUGGUAUCGGUGGUGAUAUUAGUUUUGAUGAAGCUUUGGCGAACAAAGGCUGCGAAGUUCACUCAUUUGACCCAAGUACGAAGUGGGAAGAUGGUCGAGUGUUUCCUUCGGGUGUAACCUUUCAUAAGAUUGGAAUAUCAGAUAAGGAUCUCGAUGCAGAUGAAAGCGGCUGGAAGAUGAGAACACUUCAAACCAUCUUGAAAGAGCUCGGACAUUCCGGAAGAGUUUUGGAUGUAUUGAAAGUAGACACCGACGCUCCAGACGGGGGUGGCUUCGAAGACAGGCUAAUGCAAGAGCUACUGGACACUGGCUUGCACAGAUGUGUUCGCCAACUUACAAUGGAAAUCCACAUUCCUGGACCAAUUUCACGACCGAAGUGGUUGAAUAGAUGCCGCACUGUGUAUCAACAGAUGAUGCAAAUGAACGAUAAAGGAUAUAAAACGUUCAACGUGACGGACAAUGUCAGAUACUUACAAACGAUUUUUAAGGACCCUACAAUAACCGGAGAGAAAAACGUGCGGCCGUAUUUAGCAUACGGAAUAAACACGGCGCUGUGGGAAAUUACGCAAGUUAACACCCAAGUGACAGAUACAUGCGUUGUAAAGUAAGGUGGUGGAAGAUGGGACACCGUUUCAUUCUAUUUUCUCUUGCCAAUUGGUAGUAAGAAAAAUCAUUCAAAGAAUUAUAAAACCGUUUCUUCAGGACUCCGAUUGGCUAAUUGUUUAAAACACGAUCAGGAUAUUUGAAUAUUGUGUUCUAAAAGUGUCCCGUCUACUCCCACCUUGUUAUAUAACUUCAUGUUUUUAUCAUGCACACAAGCCUGUUUUUACGAAUGUGCCGUUUGUUUUGUAGAUUCAUUUUGGCCGAACAUUUGUUCUUGUUGGACACGUUGGAGACAUUUCUUGUCUCAUAUUUCCAAAUAUCUAUCAGAGUUAAUUUAUGACGCAUUAUUAAUUAUACUUGUUCUCGUUCACACACAAGCCGACCUAUUUGGCUGACCCAUUCGUAACGUGUGAAACCGGAAGCAUGUAUAAUCACUGCAUUCGUAACGUGUGAAAACCGGAAGCAGGAUCGCUACAGUAUCGCAUAUACCAUGUAUACGUUGUUAUUAUCAUAUUAGAAGUUUAGCGCAGUAACGCCCUUUUGAGAUAUCGCAGUUUAAGUUACAUAUAUAUUCACUUGUACAAAUUAACCGUGUUAUUUAUAUAUAUAUUCUAUUUAAAUAAGGGACUGAAUAAGUAGUCAUGCCAACUGCUGCAACUUAUAUAUACCGUCGCAUACGAAUUAAGCAAUAAAGAUAUAAU